Messenger RNA from Lemur catta (Ring-tailed lemur), 779 nucleotides. It is a transcript of the gene TAF10, whose product is annotated as TATA-box binding protein associated factor 10. Lineage: Eukaryota; Metazoa; Chordata; Mammalia; Primates; Lemuridae. Gene Ontology annotation, biological process: transcription initiation at RNA polymerase II promoter. The coding region runs from base 46 to 702 and encodes 218 amino acids. Gene Ontology annotation, molecular function: RNA polymerase II general transcription initiation factor activity; promoter-specific chromatin binding. Gene Ontology annotation, cellular component: nucleus; transcription factor TFIID complex; SAGA complex. The record is from RefSeq and is a predicted model, not a curated record. The transcript has 5 exons.
GCGGAAGCGGAAGCGGCUCUGUUCGCCGCCUCUCCCACCGGCCCGAUGAGCUGCAGCGGCUCCGGCGCGGACCCCGAACCGGCGCCGGCCUCCGCCGCUUCGGCCCCGGGCCCAGCGCCCGCGGUGUCGGCCCCCACCGCGCUGCCCGCCAGUACCGCCGCAGAGAACAAGGCCAGCCCCGCGGGGACAGCAGGGGGACCUGGGGCUGGAGCCACGGCUGGGGGCACGGGACCCUUGGCGGCGCGGGCCGGGGAGCCAGCCGAGCGGCGCGGGGCGGCUCCGGUGUCGGCGGGCGGCGCGGCGCCCCCAGAGGGGCCCAUGUCUAACGGGGUUUACGUACUGCCGAGCGCGGCCAACGGAGACGUGAAGCCAGUGGUGUCCAGCACGCCUCUGGUGGACUUCUUAAUGCAGCUUGAGGAUUACACGCCUACGAUCCCUGAUGCAGUGACUGGUUACUACCUGAACCGUGCUGGCUUUGAGGCCUCAGACCCACGCAUAAUUCGGCUCAUCUCCCUAGCUGCCCAGAAAUUCAUCUCAGAUAUUGCCAACGAUGCCCUACAGCACUGCAAAAUGAAGGGCACAGCCUCCGGCAGCUCCCGGAGCAAGAGCAAGGACCGCAAGUACACUCUAACCAUGGAAGACUUGACCCCUGCCCUCAGCGAGUAUGGCAUCAAUGUGAAGAAGCCGCACUACUUCACCUGAGCCACCCAACCUAAAUGUACUUGUCUGUCCCCAUGUCCCCACAUCAGCCUGUUUUCAUAAUAAACUUUAUUGUGACA